This is a messenger RNA of Phodopus roborovskii (desert hamster), 1263 nucleotides long. Its product is annotated as acylcarnitine hydrolase-like. The transcript has 10 exons. NCBI's taxonomy places the organism in Eukaryota, Metazoa, Chordata, Mammalia, Rodentia, Cricetidae. Gene Ontology annotation, molecular function: carboxylic ester hydrolase activity. Gene Ontology annotation, cellular component: intracellular membrane-bounded organelle. Bases 1 to 1263 code for a protein of 420 amino acids. The record is from RefSeq and is a predicted model, not a curated record.
AUGACAUGGGACAAACUUCCUGGUUGGCUGAAUGUGGUGGCCUUUGGGCUUCUGUUUCUCCUCCGAGUGCAAGGUGAAGACUCAGCCAGCCCCAUUAGGACUACACACACAGGACUGGUGCAGGGAAGACUUGUCCACUUGAAUGACACCAGAGAGGCUGUCCAAACCUUCCUGGGAAUCCCCUUUGCCAAGCCACCUCUAGGAAAGCUGAGAUUUGCACCCCCUGAGGCUCCCGAACCAUGGAGUGGCGUGAGAGAUGGGACCUCCUACCCACCUAGGUGCUUACAAAAUUCUGAAACAGAGAAUGUAAAGAGUCUGGCAAUGAUGAAACUCAGCGUGACUCCCAUCUCUACAUCGGAGGACUGCCUGUAUCUCAACAUCUACACACCAGCUCAUGCCCAUGAUGGUACUAACCUGCCUACAGUGGCCAACUUAUCUGAUUGUGAGGCUGUGAACUCAGAGACCCUGGUGCACUGUCUGAGAAACAAGAGCGAAGAGGACAUUCUGACUAUUAACCAGGUCUUCAAGAUGAUCCCUGCUGUGGUGGACAGGGAGUUCUUACCCAGGCAUCCCCAAGAGUUGUUGGCUUCUGUGGAUUUUCACCCUGUCCCCUGCAUUAUUGGUGUUAACAAUGAUGAAUAUGGUUGGAUUCUACCAAAGACCAUAGGCACUGACCAAACAAUAAAGAACAUAACCAGAGAGACCUUGCAGGCUUUGCUGAAGAGCAUAGCAGCAAAGAUGAACUUGCCUCCUGAGUGUAGUGAUCUGCUAAUGGAAGAGUACAUGGGGGACACUGAAGACACCCAGACCCUCCAAAUACAGUUCAAUGAAAUGAUAGGGGACUUCUUCAUCAUUAUCCCUGCACUCCAAGUUGCAAACUUUCAGUAUUCCCAUGCACCUGUCUAUUUUUAUGAGUUCUGUCAUGACACCAACUUCUUCAAAGAAAUCAGACCACACCAUGUGAAAGCUGACCAUGGCGAUGAAGUUCCCUUUGUUUUUGGGUCUUCCUUCUGGGGCAUAAAAUCUGACUUCACUGAGGAGGAGGAACUGCUGAGUAGGAGGAUGAUGAAGUACUGGACUAACUUUGCACGACAUGGGAACCCCAACAGUGAGGGUCUACCCUACUGGCCUGUGUUUGAUGAGUACCUGCAGUUGGAUAUCCAGCCCACUUUGGGGCAAGCCCUGAAGGCCAGAAGGCUGAAGUUCUGGACCAAGUCUUUUCCAAAGAUGAUCCAAGAGCUAAAGAGGGCUCAGGGAAAUUAA